Molecule: messenger RNA, 1416 nt
Organism: Sodiomyces alkalinus F11
Lineage: Eukaryota; Fungi; Ascomycota; Sordariomycetes; Glomerellales; Plectosphaerellaceae
Exons: 3
Coding region: 1-1416 (471 amino acids)
Source: RefSeq, a predicted model, not a curated record
AUGCACCAGGCCGUCGACAACCUCCCGAACGCGUCGCAUGUCGAAAACACAAAGUUCCUCGAUACUCCUGAUCUCUGUCCCGAUGCUGCUGCUCCCAUCUCCCUCCUAGACUUCCUGUCAAACCAUGUCGUCCUCUGCCGCACUGUUCCUCAUUUAUUUGCCUACGACCGCUUGAAUCUCGCCGCAACGAACCGCUCUUUCCGCCACCUUAUCCUCGAUAGCCCCGGCGUAUUCCGCCAUCUCGACCUCACACACGUCCGCGCUGCCCGCUGCGACGUUGACAGUGUCGAUCACGGCAACGAGACCUGGCGCAACGCCCAGCUCAAUGACUUUUUGACCGAAGAUGACUUCUACUCUGGCCCCUUGAGAGGAAUCUUUGCCAGCCUCCAACGCAGUAACCUCCUCGCCGACGUCCAAACCCUCAUCCUCGAUGGCCUCUCCGUGACCUCCGAGCUCUGCCACGAGCUUAUCCUCGAUCCGAAAUACAACAUCCGCGUCCUCUCGCUUCGCGAUACAAAGAACCUCAACGAACGUAAGCUCUGCCGGACCUUGCAAUAUGCCUGCCGUCCUUCGCGGCCCAAGAACACCCCUCGCCUAAAGGCGCUGUACGUCUUCGGGUCCUCGCAACCCGCUCUACACCCGGAGGACACGCAGGAAGAGUGGUACCAAAAGAAGGGCAAGAUCAUCACCCGGCCCAUCGGCGCCGAAUGGGCAGACGCCCUGGUCGACUGCCACGGCAUCAUUGCGUUCGACACCCUGCCCUGCCAGGGCCCGCGCCACAUCAACUCGCCCGCCUACGGCAAGGUGCCGCACCUUCACGCCGCCCCGCCGCCGCCGCCGCCGUCGUCGUCGUCGUCCGGGGCGCGGACCCCCCAAUGGGCGGUCGCCAGCUACGCCCUACCCGGCUGUGCAGGCUGCGGCGCCGCCCCGGAGGGUCUCAUAACCGCGACGAGGACCCCGAGGGCCGAACUGCCCCUCCUCUCCCCGCCGCCCCUGUUCGCAUCUUCGCUCCAAGCCGCGGCGACCCCCAACACGCCGUGCAGCAGCAGCAGCGGCGGCGGCGCGUCAUCGUCAUUCGUGGCCCGUUGCAGCGACUGCAUCCGCGACCGGUACUGUUUCAGUUGCUCUUCCUGGUGGUGCGAGGACUGCUACGCCCCGCCCACGGAACCGUCCCAUCCCACCACCGCACUCUCGCUGGCGCCCUCGGACGUCGUCGUCGUCAACCCGCAAGGCGACGCCUGGGUGCAGCAGCACGAAGAAGAGUCCCGAGCGGCGGCUGCUCGCGCUAAACCCAAGGCGCGGAUGCUCAAGAGUUGCUGGGAAUGCGGCAGCAAUGUGAGUUUUUGCGUCUCCCCUCGUCAUCGUCACCUCGGCAUCGUCGGAACUGCUGCUGAUGGAUGGAUCCCAGUGCCAUGA